This is a messenger RNA of Calidris pugnax (ruff), 4455 nucleotides long. It is a transcript of the gene DTHD1, whose product is annotated as death domain containing 1. The record is from RefSeq and is a predicted model, not a curated record. Gene Ontology annotation, molecular function: protein binding. The transcript has 16 exons. The coding region runs from base 1 to 4455 and encodes 1484 amino acids. Gene Ontology annotation, biological process: signal transduction. Lineage: Eukaryota; Metazoa; Chordata; Aves; Charadriiformes; Scolopacidae.
AUGGAAAUGGCUGAAGGUAAGAUUACGCCUGCAGGCAGAUCAGGCCAACUCCUGGAAAAAAUCUGGCACCUGAACUUGCUAGUGAGAAACGAGCUUCUGAAAAGUGAUCUGGAUCACGAAGGUACAGCAGAGUAUGUGCUUAGGCUGAUCUCGUUAACAAGAGAGCUGAGCAGAUCUCUCAGCCGGCAGCUGGAGAACGUUACAGAAAGCCUUCAAGACACUUGCCACUUGUUGAGUACUCUCCAUGACAAACACCAGGAAUCGACUGCAAGUCCAGAGUACAAUGGAAUUAUAGAUUGUCUGCAGAAAGUGAAGGAUUGUUUGAUAACUACAGUCUCACACCUUCAUGAGGCAGAAAAUAAACUUUGUGCCGCUAGCCCCAGACACGAUGAUGAUUCUCAGAUCCAGGCUGCUCAAAAACCUUCUAGAGAAACAGACGUGGUUCUGAACAUUUAUUCUGAAGGAGAAGCGACAGGACCUGUGCAAGAACCUUUUAAAUGUUCCCAAAGAACUCCUUCCCUGAACAAGGCAGACAGUCAGAAUGUUAAUCAAAUCCAGCCAAGUGAAACUAAAACUGUGGGAAAAGACAUUGUUGCAUUGUUAGCUGAAAACUCACCUGCUGGAGAACAGGACAAUAGCAGAGAACCUCCAAUAAAAAAGGAAGAUGGUGAACAGAGACUACCAAUGAGCUCCACUACAGAGAAAAAAGAUUGCAGUGAAGAAGAUAAACCUCUUGGAGGUAGCUCUGUUACUGAAAAGGCUCCACAACUGGCUUUUCAAGAUGCUGUGAGGAGCAGUGGGGAAGGCAUCCUAUCUGGGAUGUUGAAAGACGUUUUUGACAGAUCUGCCAGAAAUCUUUUUGAACAGGAAAAAGAGGGAGUAGUCAAAGAAUCUUCAAAAGGGGUAGGAAGUCAAGAACAUAGGCAGACAGAGCAAAUGGAAGGCAGUAAAGUGGAAACAAACCAUGAGAUUUGUAGGAAUGACCUAGUGACCUUCACAUCUUCAGCACAAACACGUGAACUUACUGCUGUGAAUCCUUCUGUGAAUGAUUCAGAAGAAAUACAAAAAUCUGGGCAAUGGAUGACCAAAGAAUUUCCAGUGGAAGGGAGUGGUAAGAAGGAAUGUGAAGUAGCUUGUUUUAUUAAAGCUCCUGCAACUGCUCUGGAGAAUCUGAAGUGUAAAAUAGUCAAUGAUACCAGUUCCUUGGUGGUGGAUGAUACUGAGGAGCUGGUCAGCAAUGUCAUCAGUAUUGAAUGCUCUGAUCCUGAGAAAACAAUCCCUUUUCCUAUCAACAUCGCAAUCCCAUUUACUUCAUGGUUCAGAGGAAAUUUUCGGGAGAUCGUGGUGAAGGUGACCGAUGGGAACUUUCAAUCAAACUACUUGACUCCCAUUUCUUUGGAGGGAUACCAAGGAAACCAUAAGGAAAACUUUGCAGAAGUGAAAAUUUACCAGCUGGGUGUUUUUUCUGUGAUGUCAUGCUUAAAGAAAGAAACAUUUACUGUUCCAAAGAUAGGACUCUCACAAAAGCUGAGCAUGGAUUCUAGAAUAUCUUUCUAUUACCCUCCAGAAACAUUCGACUCUCCAGCACCCGUGCAGUUAAAGGUUCAGCCAAUUGAACCAUCAUUGGUUUCCACCUUGAAAGCGCGACACGAUAUGUACCACUCGGUGGUAUCUACUAGUGCGUUGGUUUAUGUCCAGCAUCCUUCAGCCCAACCAUUCAACAGCCCCAUCACUAUUACUCUGCCCUGUCCUCCAAACCCAGAAAAAAAAAGGCAAGGAGAGGAGACAGAACAUGCAAGAGCCAUUAGCGCUACAGUAAAGAGGGUUGCUAUGGCACACCAUCCUCGGGCUGUGAGUGCAUCUGUGAGAAAAAAUGGGGAGAAUCUCAGUGAUACAUUGAAAUUAUUAGGUCACAGAAACAAAGAGGAGGGGUGGAAGGUGUUUGAUGAUGUUAUUAUCCAGAAUGCACGGAAUGGACUUGUAUCAUUUGAACUAAAUGAACACUUAGAAAGCUUUGUGGUCAUUCGCCUUUUGUUCCUCUUGGAAAACACACACCUUGUCCUCUUUGCUCAGGGUCUGGAAGAAGCUGUUUGUAGCACCAUGGCUAAUGUGAUACUCUAUCGGAAAAGAGAAAAUCCCUAUAAAAUAGUAGUUUUGCUCUCUGCAUCCAAAGAAUUGACCUGGGAACUUCAAAAGCUCCACAAGGAGGGCUACUUUGGUCCCCCAGAGCCUACGCAGCAGUUCCCAUUAAGAGAAGGAGAGCAGAUUCAUUUUAAGUUUAGAGGGAAUAUUUUUGCUUCAGAUGAUCUUCAGGGAUCUCUUCCACAACUGGCUUUUCAAGAUGCUGUGAGGAGCAGUGGGGAAGGCAUCCUAUCUGGGAUGUUGAAAGACGUUUUUGACAGAUCUGCCAGGAAUCUUUUUGAACAGAAAAAUGAGGGAGUAGUCAAAGAAUCUUCAAAAGGGGUAGGAAGUCAAGAACAUAGACAGACAGAGCAAAUGGAAGGCAGUAAAGUGGAAACAAACCAUGAGAUUUGUAGGAAUGACCUAGUGACCUUCACAUCUUCAGCACAAACACGUGAACUUACUGCUGUGAAUCCUUCUGUGAAUGAUUCAGAAGAAAUACAAAAAUCUGGGCAAUGGAUGACCAAAGAAUUUCCAGUGGAAGAGAGUGGUAAGAAGGAAUGUGAAGUAGCUUGUUUUAUUAAAGCUCCUGCAACUGCUCUGGAGAAUCUGAAGUGUAAAAUAGUCAAUGACACCAGUUCCUUGGUGGUGGAUGAUACUGAGGAGCUGGUCAGCAAUGUCAUCAGUAUUGAAUGCUCUGAUCUUGAGAAAACAAUCCCCUUCCCUAUCAACAUUGCAAUCCCAUUUACUUCAUGCUUCAGAGGAAAUUUUCGGGAGAUCGUGGUGAAGGUGACCGAUGGGAACUUUCAAUCAAACUACUUGACUCCCAUUUCUUUGGAGGGAUACCAAGGAAACCAUAAGGAAAACUUUGCAGAAGUGAAAAUUUACCAGCUGGGUGUUUUUUCUGUGAUGUCAUGCUUAAAGAAAGAAACAUUUACUGUUCCAAAGAUAGGACUCUCACAAAAGCUGAGCAUGGAUUCUAGAAUAUCUUUCUAUUACCCUCCAGAAACAUUCGACUCUCCAGCACCCAUGCAGUUAAAGGUUCAGCCAAUUGAACCAUCAUUGGUUUCCACCUUGAAAGCAAGACAUGAUAUGUACCACUCGGUGGUAUCUACUAGUGCAUUGGUUUAUGUCCAGCAUCCUUCAGCCCAACCAUUUAACAGCCCCAUCACUAUUACCCUGCCCUGUCCUCCAAACCCAGAAAAAAAAAGGCAAGGAGACGAGACAGAACAUGCAAGAGCCAUUAGCGCUACAGUAAAGAGGGUUGCUAUGGCACACCAUCCUCGGGCUGUGAGUGCAUCUGUGAGAAAAAAUGGGGAGAAUCUCAGUGAUACAUUGAAAUUAUUAGGUCACAGAAACAAAGAGGAGGGGUGGAAGGUGUUUGAUGAUGUUAUUAUCCAGAAUGCACGGAAUGGACUUGUAUCAUUUGAACUAAAUGAACACUUAGAAAGCUUUGUGGUCAUUCGCCUUUUGUUCCUCUUGGAAAACACACACCUUGUCCUCUUUGCUCAGGGUCUGGAAGAAGCUGUUUGUAGCACCAUGGCCAACGUGAUACUGUAUCGGAAAAGAGAAAACCCCUACAAAAUAGUAGUUUUGCUCUCUGCAUCCAAAGAAUUGACCUGGGAACUUCAAAAGCUCCACAAGGAGGGCUACUUUGGUCCCCCAGAGCCUACGCAGCAGUUCCCAUUAAGAGAAGGAGAGCAGAUUCAUUUUAAGUUUAGAGGGAAUAUUUUUGCUUCAGAGAAUGGAAAAGAUUUUGGAAAAGUCCACAGGCUGAUUUUUCAUUCGCAAAGGAAACCCAGGCUGGAGCUCCAAAUUAAAGAAGUGGAUGAAUUUGGUAACCACAGUUCACCUCAUUACAAAGGAACAGCAGUGUUUUAUAAAGUUACCAGAGAGAUGAUCACCAAGAAAUGGGAACAACCUUUGCCAUGUGGUGACUAUGAACACCAGACCCCACUGUGUAAAUUAGCACUGACGUUACCAAAGCACGAAAAGUUGAUCAACCGUCCACGAAGCACAAAGAGAACGUCCUCUGAUUCAUCAGAGGCCCCAUGGGACAACGCGCUGUACUGGCUGGCAGAGGAGCUGGCGGAAGAUAAUACGUCGUUGCUCACCCUACGCUUCCCCGUUCGGCGGAGCGUGCUGCAGCUGGUGAGGCUGAAGUGCCCCGAUGAUCUGACACACCAGAUCUACGAGCUGCUCUGCUGCUGGAAGAAGACCCUUCCAAGGUCGGCGGACAAACAGCGGCUCCUCUCUCGCUGUUUGCGGCAGAGCGGCAGAAGCGAUCUCUCCGAAGAACUUCGUGUUAAGUGGCAAAACAACGCGUUUGCUUGA